AUGAAGGGCGCCGUCGUUCUUGUAGCUGUUAUCAUCGCCACUGUGAUUGGGAGCGGAGCAUUCAGAAAGAAGCCGCUAUGUGAGAUGUGCGAGAAUCUGAUCAAAAAGAUUGAUGAAGUGCUGCAGCAAGGAGGAGACGUGCAAAAGGCUGUGGAUCAAUUCUGUCGCGAAGAUCUUCCAGAGUUCCUAGUUGACUACUGUGAAAAGAUCGUUGCCAAGAAUCUCAAGUACAUCAUCGAAAAAUUGAAA
This is a messenger RNA of Ostertagia ostertagi, 249 nucleotides long. The record is from the annotation of a GenBank genome assembly. NCBI's taxonomy places the organism in Eukaryota, Metazoa, Nematoda, Chromadorea, Rhabditida, Trichostrongylidae.